UGUGCAGCCAAUCAGCUUGCCUCGGCCGACGCCGACUUGGUACGCCACGAUCCUUGCGGCGCAGCAAGGUGACGUUGAACUUGACGUUCUUUGAUGACCCAGGCUCUCACUCCACCUCUGCGCUUUCGCAUCAGCAGACUUGCGCUGCCCCAACGCCCUUCCCUAUACAAAGCACCGUCCACCAGAGCUCGUGGCUCGCAAACAGAACAUAUUCUCGACCGCGUCUACCGACAGCCCUACCCAACCACCGUCUCAGCCUCAUCGCCGGUCUGCUACACCCUCGCACGCAGAUGCCCGACAUGGCCACCUGGAAGUCCAACUCGACCGGCGGAUCGAGUCAGACUAGCAAAGCCAGCGCCCUCUUUGGGCUCGACGAGGAUGACAAAACCAAUAUCCUCGUGUAUAGGUACCGCUCGGGCUGCAAAGCGCUCGAGGUAUCUACCCAGCAUGACCUGUGUCGCGAGCUAGAUAACGAUCCGCAGUUGCCUUUCAUGCGUGUCACCAAGAAGGAGAUCCCUCGAGGCAACAGCCGCUUGGAGAUUCGCACCGAGGAUCUCCUCUUGCCUGAGGACCUCGAGCGCAACCGCGACAAGCCCACGCUAAAAUCCUCGCUCGCCAACGUUGGCUUGCCAUCCACGGCCUACUGGAAACGCCUUCUCUUCAACUCGUUUCCAGAGCUUUACAUCGUCCACCGCUCGCCGACAACCAGUCCUGCGAGUUCAAAAAACAACUCGCCCGAGAACUCACAGCACGUGAGCCCCGCCACGACCUUCCCCGUCGACACGCCACAUCCCUCGCAGGACCCGACGGAGUCGUGAUCUCUCGCUGUGGGGUUGGCCAGACCGCAGCUAUCGUUGGCAUGGCUGGACUGUCGCACUGUUUGCGGUCGGCUUGUCUCAUUCGCCUUGACUCAUCGCCUCAAUCACCAAUCGAGGUGGUGCUAGCCGCAUUUGUGCGCACCCAUCAACCAUCCGCAACACCAUAGCAUUCCUUUAACAUACGUCUUUCCUUAUGAUACCCAACGCUCCCGAGUUAGCGAACGGCGUUGGUCAGGCGUUAUUCUCUUAUGGUAGACUCCAGCUAUCAUUUCCAUUUGUCGUAAGGCGUUUCGCUGGUUCAAAAAAUGUCUUCCCAGCGCGAACAGACAGCCCUUGGGCGGGUUAUAUCAGGCGAUUGA
Messenger RNA from Paraphaeosphaeria sporulosa, 1177 nucleotides. RefSeq lists its product as uncharacterized. The coding region runs from base 291 to 818 and encodes 175 amino acids. Lineage: Eukaryota; Fungi; Ascomycota; Dothideomycetes; Pleosporales; Didymosphaeriaceae. The record is from RefSeq and is a predicted model, not a curated record. The transcript has 2 exons.